CGAGCUGCAACUAUCACUCAAAAUGUGCAGCUCAAGUAAAUGGGUCGUAAUGCAAAGCGGUCUGCUGUUUUUUUUAUUUUGCGGAUUUGUAAUGAUUGACGGACAGGACACUCAGUCCCCAGAGAAAAAUACCUACGCUAACACAAAACUAUCUGAAAGAAAUAUUUACUACAGCAACACUGAGCCUUUUCUACACAGAGCAUUUAAAGAUAAGAAUUUCCUCAAGCAGAUAGAAAAUGUCUCCUCAACCACAACUUUUCCAAAUAUUUAUUUUGAGGCUGAUUACUCUUCGAAGAACCGCCUGAACAGAUCGAGUUUUGGUGUACGCAGACAAACGGACCACUUGGGCAGAAGAACUCGAAAUCAUCGUCGAAAGAAACACUAAAAUUAUGCCACUUUAAUACAAAAAUUAAGUUAAGAUAAAUAAAAAAUA
Molecule: messenger RNA, 433 nt
Organism: Drosophila biarmipes
Lineage: Eukaryota; Metazoa; Arthropoda; Insecta; Diptera; Drosophilidae
Exons: 4
Coding region: 23-385 (120 amino acids)
Source: RefSeq, a predicted model, not a curated record